AAUUGAGAAUUGAACGAUUGUAUUGGUUAAAGUAUCAUUCGAUUCUGGACCGAAAGUUAUGAAAUAUUUAUCACUUAGGAUGUCAUCUCUUUUUUAUAAAAAUAUGACGCCAUUGCGUAAUAGGAUGAGGAGAGCAAUGAAUAGAGCGCACGAGCUUUACGCUUCGAGCGGUUGUUUUUCCAACGACGGGGAGACGCUCGAUUCAAAUUACGCGCGCUGCGGCGCGCCGCUCGCGGCGUGGCUGCGCGUUAUGGCACCGCAGCGUCGCCCGGCGGCGUCCGGUACAGUUGAGCCGCGGCCCCGGCGGAGCGGAGCGGUGUAGCGAGUGUGAGCGAAUGCGCGAUCCGAGUGAGCGUACGAACGCGCUGCUGUUGCUGCUGCGUGCCAGUGCAACGCCAUUUUCUGCGUCCGCGGGUGGUGAAGUCGUUUCUCUCGAUCGGUCGGCCCGUCGCUCCGUGAUCGCGACGACGUGCCCGGCGGUCCGCCUUGAUCGUCGUUCCCGGCCGCCUUCGUCGUCCGCUGUUCCGCUCUUCCGUGCUGUGCCUGUGCUCGGCUUCCCCGCCCGGGAUAUGCGCGGACACGCGGCCAGCCGUGCGACGGAUACGAUGGUCUCGAGAGAACGGUGAGUGAGCUUUCGCGAGGAGCCAGGCGGAGCGAGCAGCCGAGCCGAGGAUGCCGCUUCCGAAAAGACUGGUGGAGCCCGUGCACGUGGCACGCGGUACCAUCCCCGACGACUUCCCGUUGCCGUCGGAGUUAGAGGCUGCCACCAAUGGCACCUUGGCCAACACUAUCAGACAACUGUCCAGCUUGUCUAGGCACGCCGAAGAUCUGUUCGGCGAGCUGGCGAGGGAGGCUCACGGGCUGAGCGACCGGGCCAAUUCACUACAAGCUAGGAUAGACCGUUUGGCUGUCAAAGUCACUCAGCUAGAUAGUAACGUCGAGGAAGUCUCGUUGCAAGACAUACACAUGAGGAAGGCGUUCAAGAGCUCCGUGGUGUUCGACCAACAAGUCGUCUCCAGGGACACGAUGCCAACGGCGAUGCUGGAGACGUAUCACCAGUGCGACACGCCGCCGCCGCUGGAUAAGCUGAAUAUUUACAGGGAGGACGGUAAGGACGGUCUGAAGUUCUACACCGACCCGAAUUAUUUCUUCGAUCUGUGGAGUCAGGAGAUGCUCAAAGACACGGAGAAGAAGCUGCACGACCGGGGAAAGAAGAGCGAGUCUGAAUAUGCCGAACCGUUCAGAGAGCCGCACAGGCCUCGGAACGAGGAAGGCGGCGGUGGAGGUGGCAGACACAAGAAGCGUGUGAGGCAACCUCACAACACGAGGGAACGGCAACGGCAGUUGGCCGUCGGUCAUGGCGAAUACAUCAUGCCGACCCAGGGCAUCCAGUACAGAGCGCCGCACAACGUGCCCGAUGAUGCGCUGUUGGGCAUGGUGAUGGCGGAACCGCGGCCACCGAGGCCCAACAGCAUCGAGCUGCAACGGAGCUACCCGCCGGAGGGACAGCACCUCUACAGCCCUCCGUCUUCCGAUCACUACAGGGCGACAAACUACGUGGCUCAGGGCUACGACGAGAACCUGUACGGCUCACAUUACGCGCCGGGUCAGGUGCCAGCUGGUAGCGAGACGUACCAGAGUCCCGGUGGUCAGAGCACGCCAAGCAGGGGUGGCAGAUCGCGGCCGUCGCAGCCACCGCCAGCACCGCCGAGUAACGCUUCCAGCAACUCUACGCCCACGGUAGCCUCCGCCAAUAAUACCCCCACGAGGGGAAGAUCCAUGAGCACCGGCAGGGAUACGUUGCCGCCGCCACCCCCGCCGCCCGGAGAGACCAUGUCUCCACCUUCCAUGAACGGUUCCAUACCGUCGCACUUGCUGAACAGAAACGGCAGUCGGUCGGACAGUCCCUUGCCGAGCCGACGCUCCACGCCGACGCCACCGAACCACUCGGGUCAGCUGGGCACGGACGAGACAGAUCCGGCACCCCAGGACCUUCCGCCGCCACCGCCCACUCCUGACCCCACUCCACCGAGGCCCAUCUCACCUCCGUGCAACAUCCCGCCGCCACCACCGCCCCCGCCGCCGCCACCGGUCGCCAACGGGCCCGUAGUGGCGCCGCUGACGAACGGCGACAUUGCGAAGAUGAUCGCGACCAAUCCGCCGAAGCUGAAGCCCCUGAAGAACAUCGUGGCGGAUGGUCAGCUGAGGAAACCCGUAAACCCGAACAUCCCGUUGGUCGACCCGCGGAACGACCUGCUAAAGGCGAUUCGCGACGGCAUCAAGUUGCGCAAGGUGGAGAAGAUCGAGCAGAAGGAAGUGGAACGCGUGAACGCGCUGAACGACGUCGCUUCCAUCCUGGCGCGCCGCGUCGCCGUCGAGUUCAGCGACAGCGACUCAGCCUCGGAGAGCGAGUGCGACAGCGAGGGAUGGGGCGAACAGGAGAGCAAUCUGGCGUGACCCAACUCUCUGCCAUCCGCCGCCACCGCCGCCGCCACUGCCUCCUAGGGAAAUGGCUGACGCGAUUCCCUCGAUUCUCUCGUGUCGCAGCCGAGCUACUCCGUCUCCGAGGACGUUCCGCGAGGACAUUAGCUUCUCGAACUCACGUUAGAUCGAGCGAGUCCGGAACUCUCCUCGGGACUGGAAUCGAGCGAAUCCCCGGUGCGCAGGCACGGCUCUCAACGAAGAUCGCUUGUCGCGGGGGACGCACGUCGUAAGGAUACGAUCUUAUAGAUUAAUUUAUUAGUUGCUCACACACACACACACACACACACACACACACACACACACACCAAAUGCGCAAACAAAGACAAUCUGUCGUUCAGUCUUUUUACAUUCGUUCCUCCCUAUCAUCGCCAUGUUGCAUUAAAUACGCGGGAACAACCUAAGAGGAAUUACAUCGCUUUCUCGUUAUCGGUUCGUCGAUUCCCUGAGAAAUUUCUUUUUAUCGACAGAAAGCAAAAAAUAUUUAAGCCCCGAAAAGGAGAGUGAAGAGAAACAAAUAUAUACAUAUAUUCGAUCUGUCGAGGUGUGAUGUAUCAUUCGUUAACACGUUGACUGUCAUGGGGUCGUCAAUGACCGGCUUUCUCUCUCUCUCUCUCUCUCUCUCUGUAACGCUGCAGCGCGUCUUGCUGAUUCAUGAAUAAAACGUGUUACCAUUUACACACGUUACAGACCGAAUGUACAGCCAAUGAAACGAGUCUUGAGGAAUAUUUACAUCGCGAAUUGCUCUUAUUUUCCUUUGGUGAUUGGAGCUUCAUUCGUGCAUCGAAACGAUCGAUGUGAAUCGACGGCCAUGGCGGUCAACGUGUCUAGGUAUCUCUGCGUUCCGACGAUUUUAUCGACGGGAUCGUCAGCCACGAGUCGUCUAUACCUGAGUCCGGAUGUACAACAGGUGUAGAGUAGUAAGCCUUUAGCUUUCCGCUCUAAGCAAUAGAACGUAACGUAACUUCUGGCGAAAAGCGUUUCCCGCGUUGCCACGAGUCGUGAUCACGCUUAAGUCUUGAGGAUUGCGACUUCUGCUAGCGCCGGAAAUGCUUUUUGCUCAAAAUUGCAUUAUUCUGCGUUAGCGUUUAGAGCGAAACGAUCGAAGGACCGUUUACGAUAGCCGUAAAGUAUGCAAUAAAACGUAAAGCAGUGAACUAGUUGACCAACCACGGUCGAUUAUUCUUGGGCUGAGUAAGAAUUCAAUUAGCUUACUGCUUACGUAGAAAAAAAAAUUAAAGUCUUAAAUCAAGAAUAGAUAUUCUCGUGUAUAAAUAAGAAUAUUAUCAUCUUCUUAGGAGACUUUUAGUCUCGAUCUGAUUGGAUUUAUAUUUUGAUGAAAAUAUUACUUAAACUCGAUUCAAAAUUAAGAAGCUUCUAAGAAGAUUGUGAUAUUCUUGCUUAUAUAUGAAAAUAUCCGUUCUUCAUUUAAGACUACUUUUUUUUUCUUUGUACGUUUUACCACACACUUCAUGGCUAUCGUAGACGGUCGUUAAAGUUUUAUUACUACGUCCAUUGUAGAUCCGGACUAGAUCUCUCUCACCCGUCAGUCAGCCCGCGAUCAUCGGCCAGCCGAUCGGACGCGUCGUUUUCAACAUGUAUCACGCGCGCGCGGUUUCAAUCUCACUCUCUCUAUUUCCGUAGGACGCUGUCGAGGACGCGCUAAUUGCGGCCAAUUUGGUCGUAGCGUAGCUUUCGUUACGGCAAAUCGCGCGGCACAGUUUCGAAGUGCAGCGAACGGAGACACACUCGCGAGCUCCCGGAGAAAACCGGGGUGCUGUUCGAAGAGGCGGAGGAAAAAUGUUUGACAGCGGCUGAACGCGCGUUUACCGGCGCACCGCCGGCCAUCUCGUAUCUCGAAGUGUCCAGGAUUCAUGUAAGAGAAACGGUUCUCGGGAUUCGCCCCUUAUUUCCCCGCAAUGAAAAUAUUAAUUACGGGAAAGAUCGAAUACGAAAGGAUUACAUUUUUAUCGUUGUAAUAUCCUGUACAAAUAAUGAAGUGAGAUUAAUAAAAAUCAUAAUUUACAGGCACUGAAUGGAUCAAGCUCUUGUCUACAGCCUUGUUUCAAGACGUAAGCCGUAAGUAAAUUGACCAACUACGAUCGAUCAUUUUUCUAACAAAUGACUGUGAUUGGACGAUUUGCUUAUUGCUUUUGUUUUAAAGCAAGGUUAUGGACAAGGGCUAAAUGUUAUAGUUUCUUGAAGAACGUAUUGAGUGUUUCAUCUUUCGCUUACGAUCCGUCACUUCUGAAUUGAACUAUUCCUUUGUUUCAGCAAAAUAUAUACUUUAAUUAAUCUUUAGAUUAUAUCAAUUUUAAUAAAAAAAAAUACACACAUCUUUCAGUUUCUGCUAGAAUAAUACGCGAAAAUCGAUAAAAUAUAUACAUAACAUACGUCUUUCGAGUCAUGUUUUUUCUACUUUACAAAAUAAGAUACAUCUUAAUUCAGGCAAUAGUUAAAAUAUAUAAGUUUUACAGGGUUCUAAAACAUAUGACGCAAUUACGAUGACAUUUGUAUUGUUUGAACGACCGUCGAAAUUAAACAGUUUAACACGGCGACUGCAAUUGCCCGUUCUCUUACACGUAUCCUGGAAGUGUCCACUGCGCGCGGGCGACAUUUCCGGCUCAUGCAGCCAUCGUCUCAGGAGUUCUAAUUUAGAAACUGCCGUGUGUAUCUUAAUGUUAACGAUAAUUUUAUUAUCUCACAAUUUCGUACCGAAACACGAAGACGCGUGCGUUAUAUCAAGUUUCCCUGUCGAAAUCGUUUCUCUUUAUGUCGCAUUCGUGUAAAUUUCGACGACGUAAGGUUCGUGAUCAAGCGGGGAAGCAUCAGGUAGAUCUUGCGAAAUUCGAUAACGACUUCGUACUUGUAACCGGCGCGUGUCGUUCGAGCUGUCAGCGGGAUGCUAACGCGCGCACACAGAGGUGAAGAGGAGAAAGCGGGCGGUCGGAACUUUGCCGAAGUCGUGGCUCGAUCGGCUCACCGCUCGCCAGGCAGAGCGACUUCCUUUUCCCGGCACAUUCCAUAGAGAUGUUGUACGACGUAUACGACGAUCGUUCACCCAUGUUAAUAAUAAAAAGGAGGAAUAAUAA
This is a messenger RNA of Dinoponera quadriceps, 5573 nucleotides long. RefSeq names its product wiskott-Aldrich syndrome protein family member 3 (gene SCAR). Gene Ontology annotation, molecular function: protein kinase A regulatory subunit binding; actin binding; Arp2/3 complex binding. Gene Ontology annotation, cellular component: cytoskeleton; SCAR complex. The coding region runs from base 673 to 2457 and encodes 594 amino acids. The transcript has 9 exons. The record is from RefSeq and is a predicted model, not a curated record. NCBI's taxonomy places the organism in Eukaryota, Metazoa, Arthropoda, Insecta, Hymenoptera, Formicidae. Gene Ontology annotation, biological process: positive regulation of Arp2/3 complex-mediated actin nucleation; actin cytoskeleton organization.